CUGACGUGAGUUAGGUCACCUCCUUCCCCUCCUCCUCCUCUUUCUCCUGACGAGGGUUUUGAUGUUGCUGGAAAAACUCUUGUUCAAAUUCGAACUCAAGGUUCCCUCCUCCACCUCCUCCCUCACCUUGAUCUGGAAUCCACUACGGCAUCUUCCCGAGAGAGGUAUAACGUUAAGUCGAGACAUUCUCUCCGGGCUCAAGUGGAGUCCGAUAUAUGAGUUUUUAUCUAAUCGACUUCUGGGUGCAGUGUGAAGGGCUUUGACAUCAUCCACACGACUUCCCGCCUGGCAAGCACAGAAGAAGAAGAAGAAGAGUGAGAUCUAUCGCUCGCCCAGCAGAAAUAAGUCAGCAUGUUUGACGGUUCCUGUCACAAGCAAAAUAUCGCUUGAAUUCAGCAGAGUUCACCAUACCCAAGUCGCAAGCACAAGAGAUCCUCCCCCCCCCCCCAUUCCCAUGGAGCAGAGAAGUGCACAGGAGAUGACGACUCUGCAGGACGUGGCUUACGUCGUCUGCUACGGCCACUUCCCAGAGUCUGGAACCAGAGGACUAAGCAACCCAACUUCCAGACCGACCAAAGACAUACAGGCAUCAUCAACUGGAGGAGCUGCGGAGUCUGUUGGUCCCCCUGCUAAGGCUUCGCCCGAGUCUCCAAGUUCCUCUCCUGAUUCGACCUUCGACGAAGGGCACGCCCCUCCUGACGAAGCGAACCCCUUCGCCGAGGAUGAGGAUAACCCGUUUUCGGACGAAGGGAAUACUAAUCCCUUUGACGACGAAGACAAGGGCAGAGAUGAAGAAGAGACCAACCCCUUCGCAGAGGAUACGAACCCGUUCGGGGAAGACGAUCCCUACGGAGGAGGAGACGAACGCCCCCCUCCGGAAGACGGAGAUUCGAAGCAAAACGACGCAACAACAAUUACGGGCGACGCCUCGUCGCCAACGGCGUCGCCAACGACCGAGACCUCGAUACCUGACGCCCCACCCGACCAAACUGAUUCUGCGCCCUCGACGCCAAGUGCAACCCCCCAGGACCUGCCGAAUCCUCUGGCGGACCCGAACUCGCCCCUGGCGACGGCCAUGAAGCUCAGCGACAAGAAGAGGGUGAGUCCCUCUCACGCCAAAGAGAUCAUCGCCGAAGCUUUCAACGUGACGAAGUUGGACCUCAACAGGCUUGUGGAAGAUACGAGGAACACGAAGGUUUCCCCAACAGCCGAGUUACUCCUUGAGGAGAUUCGAACAGAGGGCCUCCCCGUCUCACCCCCGUCAGAGACCUACCCAAUCCUAUUCCUGAGAGCUAGGGUGGGCCAGGAGGAGAAGUUUACGAACUUCAGCAGCACGUCUGCGACGAACACUAUCGAACAAUCCCUCACGCUGACUAUUCAGAAUAUGUACAACGACGUUCUGACAAUGGAAGUAUGGAGUGCCAACGUCCUGCCCUUAGAAGACCCCCAGACGCCUCCCAAAUUAGACCUCCUGGGAAGAAUUAUGACAGGCAGCAUGAGACGGAAGAGAGAAGAUUCCAGGUCUGCCAAGAUGAUGAAGAAUGCGAAACCCAACAUUGAAGAGCAUCAGCCCGACACAGAACGAGAGAUCUCGCCUGACACCCCCCGUCAAACACCAAGUCCAAAACCUUCGCAGGAGGAUCCCACCGAUAAAAUCAUCGGUGUUACUUCUGAAUUACAAAACGGAGACGCAGUCGACCACGAAAGUCCACACAGCCAGUCUCUUGACAACUCAGAUUCGAUUUCAGUCUCAUCAGAGAUGUCCAACGAUCCUAUUAAGACAAGUACCCCACGGGGUAGGUCUUCCAGCCUUCAACACUUGGAAGCCACAAACCUAGGAGACAGCUCUCCAAAGAAGGGCUUCAGGAGUAGUUUCAGAAAGAAAGCAGGCCACUUCCUUCGGUCGAGUCAUUCAAACCUGAGGAAGAGUAAUCAGAGCCUUAACACUACCGACUCUGCAUCGCCUGAUCUCUCAAGGAAGCCCUCAGAUGCACAUUCCAUGCAGUCAGAGUGCAAUGAAGUGUCUUAUCAAGAGAGUAAAUUAGACCGCGAGCACUCAAAAAGUUCACUCAGCAUAUCUUCGCUUACGAAGAGAACUUUCAGUAUGAGAUUAUCUAGCAAGAAAGCAUCAGGCCAAAUGAAGAGGUUCGCGUCAGUCCGUGCCAGAAAGAAGGACGCCCCUGAUGGAGCUGUCCCAUAUGUCAGUGAGCCCAACACGCCUAACCAACACCGUCAUCAGCUACAAAAUGAGAGUCCUGAACAAACAGAUGGCGUGACUUCCCAGCCUGUGGAACAAUCUAACCUAUCUCAAAAUCAUGUAGUAAACUCAGAAACGAUGAGUCCCAAGCCAAUAUCAAAGGGGCUGCUCACUCCCCGGCCUAUGAGACCCUUCAGGAACCUUAAAGCUUUGAAUAUCAACAACGACACGAAAAGCGAGUUAGUCCCAGUAAGUCCCACAAAAAAAUCCCCUACAGAAAAGAAGGCCAGGGUCAAGAUGCCAAACAACCCAGAGGAAAUUCAACAGUACCUUACACGCAUUGGGAAGGAUCAUUUGCAAGCAGAACGCAUAGCAUAUGCGAACGUUCCUCUAAAGGGUACUGUAAGAAACUGGGUUAAAGAAGGUUGGAUUCCCAUGACCAUAGUUCUGCCAAAUGUUACUGGGUUAACAACAGAAACAGGCAAGAAGAAGAAGACAAAGAAACAGACAACAGAUGAGACUGAUGCUACAGCAAAGAGUGAAAAAGAAGCUAAGGUUUUGUGCAAGAUGCACGUCAAACUGGCCCUCCCAGUGCCAAUGGAGUCAGAACUCAACUCUUCAGCUUUCGAGAGUUACAACUCCACCUACACUAAACUGGUCAACCUCAAAGUUCGAACUAUGGAUGACUUGACAGACUACAAAGGAGAUGUUGGUGUGGUUGGGGACAUCCUCCUGGACCAACUAAUCUUCUUCUCGCGCGUCAGUGUUUGGCACCAGGAACUGGUCUCUUGGUUGGUGUUGGCAGACAAGAAGCCUUCAGAUCCAACUCUUCUUCUUCCAUUCCUCUUAGCGAUUAAAAACGGCCUUCAAGAAGGUCAAUAUGUCACUGCGCAGAAGCUCAAGAUGGGAGAAUCUCUGUCGAAGUGGGUGAGGUACAUAAUGCCUAACGAGUUCGAAACGUUGCAUUCAUCCUUUCCUUGCAAUUCACAUCUUCUACACCUGCCAAGGCUUGAGCAUUUCCUAAGAUGUUUCAACACCAUAGAAGAAGACACCGAUCUCAAGAUCCUUUUCGAGAGGGAAAUGAACCUGAUCAAUCUGCCCUCACUCACAGAACAACUUAAAGGAGCGUUGAUGAGACACGCUGAAAUAUGGAUUGAAGCGCUGAAUAAGGAACCGCUCAACCAGGAGUCAAAUGUUAAUCUCGAGGGCGUCGGGACAACUGCCGACGAUGCCAAGUGGUACGAUGACCUCCGGAGGGCUGCACACCUGUCGAAGCCCAUAGAUGAUUUCUUGGUCAUCUGCGUCUACACCUAUCAGCCUAUAUUUAUGACGGAAAUGUCCGUCGACUACCUAUACUGGGUCCUGCCAAAAUUCCUAACAGCCUCACUGCACCUCAUCAUGAAGACGCACAACUUUCCAGUCAGCAAAAUUAGGAGUAUGCCUAAGGGCUACAUUCCAUUAGCCGCCCAGGCAGCCUGGAAGAUUUGCAGCAACAUCAGUGGAAUCAAUAAAAUCAGCAUAGAGAGCAAACUCCCCAUCCACCUGAUUGAACAAGACUUCCGGACGGCCUACUCCAACACAGUCCUCCAGUGGCUGACCCUCAGCGUCAUGCUGUCACUGCAGGAGAUGGAGAAUGACUUCCAACAGGAGGAGUUCGUCGCCAUCGACCCCGUCAAGGGCUACAGCCACUCCGCUGUCAGUAUGGUGGAUAUACUAAAAGCUAUCAUGUCUCGUCUGCAAGGACUCAGCUGGCCUGGGGGCAUAAGACCCGGAGUCAACACACUGACAAGAAUAGCAAAGCAAAUAGUAAUGCUUGUAAAAUUUUAUACAGACAAGAUUACGUCGACUUACACCACAAGAGAUUGUAACACUGGAAGGAUUCCUACAGAAGCAUGCGUAGUUGUCCGGAACGUGGAGCACGUCUGCGACGAGGCCAGGCAACACCUGACUACUCUGGCCUCCUGGGCAGAAGAAAUGCAGGUACAGGAGGAACUUCCUCCUGACGAAGAGGCUGAAGGGUUGGAGCUCCAACUCGAAGGUCGAAAUCAAAAGCUUCAAGAGCAGAUUGAUUCUGCAGCACAGAGGAUACUGCAGAAGUGCCUACCAGACCUAGAAGUGAUCCUGAAACAGGGUGUGAGUGCUAAUAAACCGGAUUAUGUCAUAGAGACUAUGGUAUCCAUAUUGCAACCCAUCGAAGACCGGCUAUAUUUUGCGGAAUCACUCCUGUUCGAGUUGUGGAACCGAAUAUUCAAGGAAGCUGAGAACUUCAUGCUGAGACUGCAACAGAACACCUUUCCUCUUCAGGGUCAGUGGAGAAGCGAUCUAAGAAGACUCGAGAAGUCCCUCAGUACCAUCUACAGCUUCCUUACUGACACAGAGAAAGUGGGAUUCCAGUUACCCGAUGAGGCUGUGCAAGAAUAUGAGAAGCUUAUUGACCACCUUAAAAUGUCUGGCGCAUCGUCUCCGGCAUUAGUAGCCAUGUACUACAAUGAGCGGUAUUUUGAGCAGUGCAAGGAAGUGGAUGCCAAAACCACCAACGUUAUCAUCACUAAUGUAACAUUCAGCAAAGAUGGCUUGAAGGUCUACAUCGCUCAAGCCCCCGGCAAUGCCCGAGGAGGGGUCCUGAUUAAGGCUCGAGUCGAGCCUCAGGAGUGGUUCCCCAAUGCCAUGCCCCAGAAGACCAGGCUCGUCAAGGCUGAGCAGGCGGUUUUCGACGAGACUCUCAACUUCUACGAGGUCCACCAUGAUGGCCCCCACAACGAGACUGAGGAGAACAGCGAGGGAGGCGGAGUCCUGAUCCUUCAGGUGAGAACGCCCAAACUCUUCAUGGGAAGCGUCGUCCACUGCGAAGCCAUCGUCCCCCUGGCGACCGUCCCCAGAGUUAAUGACGACACCCGCCACACAGUCCAGCAUCUGAGGCUGCCUCUGACCAGGCCCUGGAGUUCCAAGAAUUACAAAGCCCUCAGGACGCUGAAGACCCGAACUCAGGACGCAUGCGCGGGAGACUUCCUGAAGGUGUGGCACGCGCGCUGGGAAGGAGCCGACGAAGCCUCCAUGAACCCGGAAUCGAUAAAGGCGAACCCGAACUUCAUCAGGGCCACGGGUCUGAGGCUCAGCUCGAGGAGGAGGUCUUCCCUUCGAGACGCGUCAGUUAAAUAAGAAUGUAAUAUCACGAAGAAUGUAUAUUUUUACGCUUUAAAUAGGAAGUAAUGCCAAAAAGAAUGUAUAUCAAACAGAAUGUCUAUGACAUAUUUCAAAUAUAAUGGGCUAUCAAAGAGAAAGUCUAAUUUAUAUUAAUUGAAAUAAAACGCAAUAGCAAAUAGAAUGUCUAUUCUAUAUUUCUAAAGAAUGUUAUAUCAAAUAGAAUGUCUAUUUGACAUUCUGAAUAGAAUGUAACGUAAAGAGACGUCUAUUUUAUAUCUUAUGUAGAAUGUAAUAUCAAACAGAAUGUCUAUUUAUAUUUUAAGAAGGAAAUCAGCGUUCUGGAAAAAAAGGCGAGUGGUUCUACUCUUAAUUCAUGAGGGCAUCGUAAUUCCUUGGGGCACUUGUCAGGGCAUUCAACUUAUAGAACGCAACUGGAAUGCCCAAAAGGAAACUUCUGAUGUCUUUGUAUAAACAUCUGUCAGGGCAUCCAACUUAGAGCCUAACUGGAAUGAUCAAAGGGAGACUUUUGAGGUCUGUAUACAUUGUCAUGUUGAGAAUACUUAGAAAUUUUCCUUUAUUAAUGCAACUUCGAUAUUUCAUGAAGAUUACUUUUGUUUUAGAUGACUGGAACUUCAACUCUAGUGGUUAAAAGUAUAGAAUAUUUGCCCUUAUUUGGCUGUCAUUAAAUCCUAAGAUUAAUACCAAACAAUUGACCGACUUGUGUUCUUAGUGUUAUACGUCUAUAAACUAAAAAAAAAAUAAUUUCGUCUGUUAUUACUAUACAUUUAAAAUUCAACGAUAUGUAUAUCAACCAACAUGUUUUCAUCACACGUCGACAAAUAAAAAAAAAAUACACUUGCUUUGGGAAA
Molecule: messenger RNA, 6210 nt
Organism: Macrobrachium nipponense
Lineage: Eukaryota; Metazoa; Arthropoda; Malacostraca; Decapoda; Palaemonidae
Exons: 23
Coding region: 455-5356 (1633 amino acids)
Source: RefSeq, a predicted model, not a curated record